AAGCCACAUAACAAAGUGAGGUGAAGAACGAACAGAAGUGGCCAUCUCAGUGGUUGCAAUAGAAAAUAUUUCACAUGAAUUUGGACAGAAGUUGCUUGAAUAUCUUACCAGCUUGGGCACUGUGGAUGAAGGCAACAUACACACUCAACAGAGAAAUGUCAUAUUGGAAUGCAACAAGUAAUCACACAGAAACUUCCCUCAUCAGGAACUCAAAUAUAACAAAUGAUCUUGGUUAUGAAUUCUCAAAUCCUAUAGUAGGAGGUGGCAGAUUAAACGGGAUGUUCUACAUUCUGAUCAGUAUUUCUGGGUUUACUGUCACCAUUGUCAUUUUAAUGGCAAUUCUGUGGACGAGGAAGUAUCGCACUUUGAUUCACACCAUUCGAGACCUGCAGGGUGUUGAGGGUCUAUCGGGCAGAGCUCCUCCAUCUAACCCCCCAUCUAGAAGUCCCCUAACCUUGAGGAAGUGUUUGGGGCAUGUGACAAGAAGCCAUCCCACACGAGAGCUUGUCUCUGUCACUCUGGGACAGGGGUCACAGGACACCAACUUAACCACUCCCCUUGAAAGGCAGACAACCAAGUCUGCUUCUCAGUCUCUCUGGAGACCACGGCAAACUGUAAACUUACUGUGUAGAAAAAGCAACGGUGUAAAAAAAAAAACAUUCUCAUAUUUGAAUUUAGCUGUGAAAUGGUGUAACAGUGUGGACUUAAUUUCCCAGGUUUCCUGCUUCAACACAUCUGGGCUAGGUCUACAGCAUAUCAUCAAAGCAGGGAGGGAAGGGGUGUACUACAAGGCUAAGGUGAUACGUGGCACAUGCAAGGGCCACUUCAUUGUCACCUGCAAGAUUAUCAAAGAGGGGGCUACUCACAGGAGAGUAGCCAGAGAGGUGAGAAUCAUGAGGAAGCUGGGUAUCCACAAGAAUGUGCUGCAGCUGCUAGACUGGAACAUCACACAGGCUCCUUACAUGCUGAUCCUAGAGUCGGUGAGCAGUGGGACACUGCGCAGUUUCCUUCAAGUGAAUCAAGACCAACUGAGCAGGGACAGUCAACUGCAACAUUUCUUCACCAUAGCAGCAUAUCACAUUGCCCAUGCCAUGAGACACCUGUGCUCUAAAAUGGUGGUGCACUGUGACCUAGCCCUGAGGAACAUUAUGGUGAACCAUUUUCCCAGAGAGGUGAAGCUGGCAGAGUUUGGACUGGCCCAAGACCUGACUCACAAAAGGAGCCAUCGCAGCAGCUGCAAAGUGGACCACAUGCAAAGUGUGCCCCUGCGUUGGUAUCCCCCAGAGUACUUCAGAAACAACUACUACAGCUUCAAAGGGGAUGUCUGGGCCUUUGGCAUUGUGCUGUGGGAGAUGCAAACAUUUGGGACCUUACCAUAUCCUAACCUGGAGGCUCCAGAGUUGGUGGUGCGCUAUGUUUGCUCUGGACAAAGGAACUCAGUCCCAGAGACAUGUAGGCCAGAGAUACUGCAGACGAUUAGGGACUGUUGGCUGGAGCCAAACACUCAAAGGCCCUCCUUCAACGACAUAGUCAGAGACCUCGAGAACAUCCUGGAGGAUGAUGAAGUACGUGUGGCUUCUUCCGUUAGCAUUCCUUCUGCAUCUCAUAUCCUUCUCUGUGGAUUCAAAUUAUUUAAGAGGCUAUCUGGGCAUGCAACAUUUGACCUUUUCAUGCAGUUCCUUGUGUUUGUAUAUUGUCUGCACUGCAGGAUUACGUCAAAGUGGACAACGGAGUCCCAAUGGCCAAUAUUGAAUUUGGCGACCAAGGUCAAAUCUAGCCCACUCUCCUUCACGGGGACUAAAUAUGUGUAAGUUACUUGAAGUAGCAUAACAUGUUUGGAUGUGCAUGUCUGCAAAAUCAUUUUUUCCCCCUUUACUUAGGAUAGUAGGCAGUGGUGUAAAGUACUUAAGUAAAAAUACCUUAAGUGCUACUUAAGUAGUUUUUUGGGGUAUCUGUACUUUACUAUUUAUAUUUUUGUCAACUUUUACUUUAAUCCCACAACAUUCCUUAAGAAAAUAAUGUAAUUUUUACUCCUUACAUUUUCCCUGUAACCCAAAAGUAUUCAUUACAUGUUUAAUGCUUAGCAGGACAGGAAAAUUGUCUAAUUCACGCACUUAUCAAGAGAACAUCCCUGGUCAUCCCUACUGCCUCUGAUCUGGCAGACUCACUAAACACAAAUACUUUGUUUUGAAAUUAUGUCUGAGUGUUGGAGUGUGCCCAUGGCUAUCCGCAAAUUUUUAAAACAAGAAAAUGGUGUUGUCUGGUUUGCUUAAUAUAAGACAUUUUAAAUGAUUUAUACUUUUACUUUUGAUACUUAAGUAUAUUUUAGCAACUACAUUUACUUUUGAUACUUAAGUAGAUUUAAAACCAAAUAGUUUUAGACUUUUACUCAAGUAGUAUUUUACUGGGUGACUAACUUUUACUUGAGUCAUUUUCUAUUGAGGUAUCUUUACUUUUAUUCAAGUAUGAAAACUGGGUACUUUUUCCACCACUGGUAUGACAUACUGUAGGUCUACUACAAUGAAACGAUAUAGAAUAAUGCAUCCUAAAAGGCCUACAGAUCCCCCUCAGGUACAAAUAAUAAGAACAUUAUUCACGUGAUACAGUACCUAACUGGUGCACAGGAUUUGGUUCCAAUGCAACAUUUUCAUUGUGUGUUAGAAAAGUUGUACAUGUCAUUAAAUAGGCUACAAUUGUUAGUGAUUUUGACUUUCUUUAAAUCAAUUUAUAUGUAGCAUAGCCCAGGACUCAGGGUUUUGUCCAGGGGUUCAUGCAAGAAUUCGGGUUAGGCCUACUAAGAUUUAUGGAUUUGAAAUAAAGGGGAGUAGCUAGUUAGCCAGCUAAGUUCUUGAAAAAAGACACCACAAACACUGCUUGACAGUCUAUAGACCCAGUCCCAUGCCUAUCUUUGGCAGCAGUGGGUAGUAAUGCUCUACAAGUAACAUGUACUUAAAGCUGCAAUACGUACCUUUUUGGGGUAACCCAACAGAAAAUCACAUAGAAAUGUGAGUUAUAGAUCUGUCAUUCUAUUUGAGAGCAAGUCUAAGAAUGAUACGUCUAAAAAGUGGUAGAUCUGUUCUUUGUGAGCUAUUUCUAUGCUCCCCAUUUUUUACUUUAGUUUUUGUGUCUUUUAUUUUUGGUUUUGUCCACCAGUUUCAAACAGUUGAAAAUACAAUAUUUUUGGUUAUGGAAAAAAUAUUUCACAGCGAUUCAGAUGGUACAAUGAUUCUCUAAACUAAACUUGUUUGUUUUGUCACAUAAAAUUCAAUUAGGCAAACUAUUAUAAUUUUAGCAACCAGUAAAUGGCAGAGAGAUUUCUGCAUAGUGCAUCUUUAAGCACAUUUUCCGGUUACAAAAAAAAGAUUUUGAAAUUGCAGUAAAAGUGCAGCAACUGCAGUCGACUGUGGUAUUUUGGACGCAGUAAUUUCAGAAUAACUGCAGUGUACUGCAGUUGAACUGCUGUUAAACUGCACUGAGACUGCAAUCUUUUUAAGUAAGGGUCACUAGUCACUAGUACUUUUCUAGUUACUCUCUGUGGGCUGUACUUGAAGUAGCAUGUUCCCGGGAGGGACAUUAUGUUCACUGUCAACAACUGGUGCUGGUUAUAGUGCUGGCAGGGUGAAAUAAUAAAUGAAUGUCAAAUCAAUUACA
Oncorhynchus kisutch (coho salmon) is the source of this 3651-nucleotide messenger RNA. Its product is annotated as fibroblast growth factor receptor homolog 1. The coding region runs from base 75 to 1811 and encodes 578 amino acids. Gene Ontology annotation, biological process: multicellular organism development; regulation of MAPK cascade; positive regulation of kinase activity. Lineage: Eukaryota; Metazoa; Chordata; Actinopteri; Salmoniformes; Salmonidae. Gene Ontology annotation, molecular function: ATP binding; growth factor binding; vascular endothelial growth factor receptor activity. Gene Ontology annotation, cellular component: plasma membrane; signaling receptor complex. The record is from RefSeq and is a predicted model, not a curated record. The transcript is spliced from 10 exons.